AUGGCCCAAGAACGGCCAAUCGAGCUUCUAGUUACUCCUACGGCUCCGCCAGUUGCCGUCAAAACUCCCAAUAGCAAACCAGCGACGAUUGAUAGCCUUUCUUCAACUGCCACCCCAAAUUUCAUGAACCGCAAUGGCCAACAUCUCCAAGGAAUUACGCAGGUGAACUCUGGGCUAAAUGCUAGUGAGGAUGACGAGGUCCAAUUCGUUUUCUCAGCACCGCGACGUAGGAAGAGAAAAAGGAAGAGGCUUGAAUUCUCAUACUCGCCGUCCAUGCUCAAUCAGUGCUCCGUUCCCCAAAAAACCCCUCCACCAAAGCGAGAUAGCACGACUCAAUGGGAUCCUCUUCGGCGGCGAAGUCUAGGUGUUCUGGAACAGUUGGAAUCAUGUCACAUAGGGACCCGUGAGAGCAAGGAUUAUCUUUUUCGAAGAAGUUCUCUGCCAGUAGCACCCUUCGCAACAACUCCUCUUCCAAAGGCACAGGCCUCAUGGUUCCCAGACGCCCGCCAUGUCUCUCUUCAAGCUGUUCAGCCUCCUUCUCAAUUGGCGUCGGUUCUUUGGUGGGAUGAAUCAAGACCCUUGGCACAAACGAUUCAACCCACACAAACCGCUCAAUUGCCCGACUGGUGGCCGUUGCACGGCUCAGCAUCUAAGAAACGGAGACUUGACGGCGAAGUGCCAUCAGCCCAAGCUCAACGUCUCAGCCAGUCCUCUCAGGUCUCACCCCGAACGACUCUCGUUUCUACCCUGCCAAAAACGGGGAGUUCUUUAGGAGAUUCAGCAAUGGGCACAUCAGAUAUGCUUUGGACUCCUGAUCUACCGUCUCUGCCAGGAACUCAGCCCUCGAACAAGCCACUGUUCAAUUCUUGGUUAGAUUUUGAUUGGAACGCUUUCCACAAUGUCGAUUCGGCUCUCAAUCAACAACAGCCUGUGCAUCAAAACAUGCUGACGCCUCCCAAGAAUCAGGGGCUGCUAACCAAUUCACCGCACCAGCCAAGAAUCGGGCAUUUCGAGCCACGAAACAUGUGGCAACAAAACAUCUCGCGAGUGCCGGCAACGCCGCAAGUACAACGCCGGCCCGCCUUCGAAUCUGCCCAAUCCUCUCCGCCAUUUCAAACAAGGCCUCAACAAACUCGCCCUCAACAUUUAGCCCUGCCUAAUGUGCCAAUGUCUUUUCACAAUCUCUCCUCCCAGCCCGGAACAAUUCUGUCUCAAAACCUUAAUACGACCUCCACGGUUGCACCAAUUCCCAUCCCUCAGCACCAAGGACUCCAAUUUCAGAGGCAGCAGACAUCACCUUCGCCAAGGCCCGCUCAGGCGAGUUUUCAACGGCUACAAACAACCCCUUCGGAUCUCCUGAGGAAACCAUCGCUCUACAAGAUUCCAGCUUGGCCAUCAACCAAAGAAGCCAGUCUGGCUCAAAUACCAAUAGUGACCUCUCGGUCCCAGUCUCCUCCUGCCGAGUCCUAUACAGCUAGCAGCCGGGGUUUUCAGUCUGGCAUGAAUUUCAGCGCUGCUAGACAGCCAUCAAAUUCAAUGAAGCCUAAUACGAACCCUAGCAGAAACUUUGAGAACAGAUCUAACGCUUGGGCUGUAAAUACAUUCAGCAGUACACCUCGCGUUACGGGAGCGAAGACAGACCUGUUUGAGAUUCCACGAGCUCGUACUAGUCACAAGCAUUGUCCAAAUCUAAUUGUCGAUAUUGCCGAGACAUGUCAAGAUCUCUUUCCUUUUGCUGAAGUCGCCGAACGGCACAGCGUACCGAUUAAGAAAGUCUUCGAUACUUUCUCUGCCAUAAUCCAGCUGCCGCUCCUUCGAAACGCAGAUGACCGGAGACGGAACGGCUCUCUUGGUAAACAACGAAUGAGGGAAUAUAGAGAUGCCAGGAAGGCGAUGGAGAAAGCGCAAGAAACAGAACGGAAGGCGCGAAUGAAGGAACUGAGAGCCCGAGUUGAAGACGCUGGGAAGAGGGGCAAGGGACAGGCCGAUCCCUCCGGGUUGCUGAAGACUGCGAUUCUAAACAACGCCAACCAAGCGGGUUCCGGUUCAUAA
Molecule: messenger RNA, 2052 nt
Organism: Hyaloscypha bicolor E
Lineage: Eukaryota; Fungi; Ascomycota; Leotiomycetes; Helotiales; Hyaloscyphaceae
Exons: 3
Coding region: 1-2052 (683 amino acids)
Source: RefSeq, a predicted model, not a curated record